This is a messenger RNA of Macroventuria anomochaeta, 617 nucleotides long. RefSeq lists its product as uncharacterized. Lineage: Eukaryota; Fungi; Ascomycota; Dothideomycetes; Pleosporales; Didymellaceae. The transcript has a single exon. The coding region runs from base 212 to 511 and encodes 99 amino acids. Gene Ontology annotation, molecular function: zinc ion binding; nucleic acid binding. The record is from RefSeq and is a predicted model, not a curated record.
GAGGUGUGUAAGGACGCUGGGGAUUUGGUGCGUACGGUCAGGGACAGUACGGAGCGGAUCCAGAUAUUGUCAGGGGAUCUGGAGAGGAUACCGUGACAGUGAGCUUGAGGCCCAGUCAACGCUGAUACGUGAUCGCGUACGGCAGCACAAGAGCUCAUCACCUGCCUCAAUCAUUGAAGCAAUCAACCAGCUUAAAAAGGGGGCUGAGGUAAUGAUGCUCUCUGCUGAGUUGAUGCGCGAUUGGAUCUCCAGCCUUGAGAGAGCCAACGAGGCAGCGUCAGCACGUAAACAACAUAAGAGAAAGCGUAUACAGAAGCAAGGGGUCUUAACAAAAGGAGCUGGCGAGGAUAUACUUGCUCAAUGUGAGGCUGAUCAGCAGAUUGCUCUUGAGAGGCGUCAGGGGGGAGAGCGAUCAGGCCGCAGCCGCCAGGCUCUGGUGCGCUGCACAAAGUGUAGAAAGACUGGCCAUAACUCACGUACAUGCAAAAAGGAUACUGUAGAUACUAGUUAACCUGCUACACUAAUAUCUAUAUAUUAUCUUAUAACGUGGUUGAGUUGCACACCUGUAGAGGUGCGCAAAGUUGGUGGGGUGGGCGACUCGCUUGUACGGGCGACUC